Messenger RNA from Pleurotus ostreatus (oyster mushroom), 792 nucleotides. RefSeq lists its product as uncharacterized. Lineage: Eukaryota; Fungi; Basidiomycota; Agaricomycetes; Agaricales; Pleurotaceae. Bases 1 to 792 code for a protein of 263 amino acids. The record is from RefSeq and is a predicted model, not a curated record. The transcript has 5 exons.
AUGCGCUGCCCACCUGAUGAUUUGGAUCCCCGCUUACAUGUCCGACACCCAAAGAACCAGGUCCCAAGGCCGGUGUGGAGCAGUGAGGGCUUUCCAGCGGGCUUGGACGCCAGUGGGAGGCGAGUGAUAGUGCGUCUAUCAUUCCUUCCCGUGCCCGCAUUCCGUUUCUACUUGCGUUCCGCCUCCUCGAGCCGCUGCGGCCUCUCUGCGCCUGUCCUCUCCUGUGCCGCCUUCCUGCACACGUUUGGCGUCCCGCUUCCUCAGCUCCCCGGCACCCCUCCUCGCGCCUCCAGUCCUCCUCCUGGAGGCGUCUCCACCCAUCAGGCACCGGCUCACGCUCCUCCCUUCUCCACAGCCUCUCCUCCGCGCGCAUGCUCCUCCACGAGCGGCGCAGCCUUCUCUGCCGCUGAUAACUUUGCGGUAUCUUGUACUGCUUUCUUGAGGAGGGAUUCUUUCGAAGGUGGUGAUGCUCAUUGUGAUUGUUAUGGUUGCGAUGACGGCGCUCGUGCUGAUGGGCAGUGGGAGGCGGAAGGACACUUCGCUGUGUUCGGUAUAUGGCGAGAAUUUGUUCUGCAAAGCGCGUUAACGCCGGGUGGGCAGGAGUUAGCUACCCAGUUCACGACGAGAUUGGUCCUGUUUGUGAACGCACCCACUCCCGCCAUGACGAUCUUCAAGCACGAGUUCGCUCAGGUCAAGCUUGAUUUCAAUCUUCUGUCCUCGAAAUCGGAAGCACUGCUCGUGAUACUGCCAAGGCUGCCCGAACCGUCUGAACAAGCCCUGCGUGCGCGAUGA